CUGGUGGACAUCACCGACAUCCAGAAGGUGUACAAAGUGCUGUCGGUGCUGCCUGGAAGCGGGAUGGGCAUCUCCAUAGCAACGCCCUCCACUCAGAAGCCUUUGGUGUUUGGUGCCAUGAUCCACAGAGACGAGGCGUUUGAGACCAUCUUCACGCAGUACAUGAAGAUGGCCACCAGCUCCAAACCGCCGCCCAGCGCCGAGCUCUAG
Menidia menidia (Atlantic silverside) is the source of this 210-nucleotide messenger RNA. The record is from the annotation of a GenBank genome assembly. Lineage: Eukaryota; Metazoa; Chordata; Actinopteri; Atheriniformes; Atherinopsidae.